UAAUGAACUAUAGUAAAAUAUAGUAAAGUUAGCCUCAGUGGAUCCUACAGUCAAUCAAUCAAGUGAUUGAAAUACAUUCAAAUAUUGAAAAUGUGUGGAAUAUUUUGUACCAUUUGUCCCUCGACGGAAGAAGCUAAUCUUAGAAGAAAGGAAAUCAUUACAAUGAUCAAAUCGCUUCUGCAAAGACGUGGCCCAGAUAAUUUCGGUGAAAAGCAUAUCGUAGAGAGACGCCACAGUGGUACCAGUUGCGACCUCUCCAACUGCUUUAUCCAUCUGUCAGCUGCUGUUCUUCACCUUCGGGGCGAAUGCAUAGCCAAACAACCUGUCGAAGACACAUUUGGUAAUGUUUUGGCAUGGAAUGGGGAAAUUUUUGCAGGGAUUAAGGUUACAGCUGAUGAAAGUGAUACCUCGACAUUGCUCAAACGUUUGCAUACUUCCAUGGAUGACAACGUUGCGGAACAUGUUCUCAGGACAAUGUCCCAGAUUCGUGGACCAUGGGCGUUUGUCUAUUAUCAGGCCAGUAAACAUACUCUCUGGUUCGGUCGAGAUUUUUUUGGACGGCGCAGUUUGCUUUGGCACCUCCCCUCGUCAUCCACUGACCUAUUUACAUUGUCCUCAGUUGGAACGAGAUCAGAUACCGGUGGACAGUUUUGGAAAGAAGUGCCGGCCAAUGGAAUAUAUUCGAUAGAUUUAAGGAAAUUUGGUGAUUAUUUUUCCUCCGAAGAAGCGAGCGCUGUAGACGUUCAGACGUUUUUGCAAAGAUAUCCAUGGCAGGAACCUUCCUCUAACAAAUAUCCAGCAUGUCCUGUUCCAAAGCAGUUUAAUAGAAAAAUGAUGGAUGACAUUAAUUCCUCAGAAUCCCUAUCUUCAACCAACUGUUUGAAACAGCCAGAGCAAUCUUUACGCCAACCUGAAGCUGUGUCUUCGGCGGUAAGAGGGAAGACAGAUAACGAUAAACUGAGUAGAACGUCACGUAAUUCGUGUAUAAAUACAGAUACAACGACAAAAGACGAUGACCCCGCUUAUGUAACUCGUUCUAUCGCAAAUUUUCGAAUAAAAACUCCGAACUACAAAUAUAACACAAACAUUCCUGGUGAUAUAGUUGGUCAAUCUGGUGAGACAAUGUUGCGAGGCGACAUCGUUCCUGGUUCUACCGAAAUGGAAGAGCAAAGUAAUGUAGGACACACGGUUGAAGCCGGUACUGCAAGUCAGUCUUCUGAACUUUUCGUAGAUGAGGUAGAAGAAGGUACGGAUUUCGAUCAGCUUCGUGAUGAUCAAACGAACCAGUGCCAAAAUGGCGGCCAUAUUAGCGACGUCGUGGUUGAGCAGUUUGCAAACGUUCUUACUGAAGCUGUUAAAAGGCGCGUUUUUAAUUUACCAAGAAAAACGGAGAAUGAGUCUGAAACCCCACCUGAAGAAGUCCAGAGAGGUUGUACUACAAGUAAAAGAGAGGGGGAGGAAUGUAUUGAAAAGAAAUCGAAAAGUUAUGUCGGAAUUCUUUUUUCCGGAGGACUGGACUCGAUUGUACUCGCGGCACUUGCAGACAGGUGUGUCCCAUCAGAGGAACGUAUAGAUCUUAUUAACGUUGCGUUUGAACAAAGGCGCAAAGGCAAGCAUGGCAAACAAGGAGGAAAACACAACCGCUUCAAAUAUCGCGAUGACGGUGAUGAUGUCACUAACUUUGAUGUACCUGACCGGAUUACUGGGCGGGAUGGUGUAGCCGAACUUAGGCAGAUUAAUCCGCACAGAACGUGGAACUUUGUUGAGGUGAAUGUUACUUUGGAGGAACUGCGUAAGGAGAGGUCAAACUAUAUAACCCAUCUCGUGUCUCCUCUAAGUACAGUGCUAGAUGACAGCAUUGGCUGUGCACUGUGGUUUGCAGCAAGGGGAAAAGGCACGUUAUGUUGCGGUGAAGAGAUUUCUAGUUCUUGUGAUCAUGAACCAUCAUAUACAUGUCCUGCAAAGGUACUGCUUGUGGGGAUGGGGGCAGACGAACAAUUAGGAGGAUACGCUCGACAUCGUUCCCGCUUCAGUAAAGACGGGUGGAAGGGAUUGGUAGAUGAAAUUGAAAUGGAAGUGCAGAGAAUAUCAGAACGAAAUCUUGGCCGUGAUGACCGAUGUAUAUCAGACCAUGGUCGUGAAUCUCGUUUUCCAUUUCUUGACGAAGACGUUGUGUCAUUUCUAAAUGACUUGCCGGUUUGGAUAAAGUGUGACCCACGCUUACCUCGUGGGAUCGGUGAGAAAAUCCUUUUACGCCGUUUGGGAAAAUCCCUUGGCCUGAAAGGUUCAUCCGCAUUGCCAAAAAGAGCCAUCCAAUUUGGAUCAAGAAUUGCAAAAUUAGAGAGUUCUAGCGAGAAAGGGGGUGAGAAGUGCAACAGAUUUUGAUUUCAACGAAAUGCGCAAAUACAUUUGGAUUGUUUUCCUAAUUCUGAACUAUUAAUUGGAGAAUUUGUGAUGAUGACCUUGCAACAAUAAUUUAUAAUCGAAUACUGAUAUUGAUGUUUUAUGAAAUGUAGGCGGAUUUAUUUUUGAAUUGUUUUAUUUUAUACUUUUCCUAUAAAUUUAUCUAAUUGCCUUUAACACAAUUACCUAAAAUAGCUACAAUCAUUCUUUAAUAGAUAGAUAUCCUAGAAUAUAUAUAGCUACAGUUUUUCAUUCCACCAAAUUCUCAAUUGUUCAUAUUUUGUAUAAUUCGAAAUAGUAAAGUACGCUACAGGACUACCUAAUAAAAAUAGAUAUUCGAUUUCCUAUA
This is a messenger RNA of Dendronephthya gigantea, 2752 nucleotides long. Its product is annotated as asparagine synthetase domain-containing protein 1-like. Lineage: Eukaryota; Metazoa; Cnidaria; Anthozoa; Malacalcyonacea; Nephtheidae. The transcript has 13 exons. The record is from RefSeq and is a predicted model, not a curated record. Gene Ontology annotation, molecular function: asparagine synthase (glutamine-hydrolyzing) activity. Bases 91 to 2385 code for a protein of 764 amino acids.